AUGUCUCGUGUGCUGUCCAUCCUAUCAUCCCCUCGGUUGUUCACACUGCCCGCAUGUCGUUUCUCUCUUCCAAGAGACGUGAAAUAUGAUCACGGGCCAUCUUUCUAUGUAAUACCAGAAAUCUCUGGAGAUCUGAGCAGGGGAGUCCCUACCAUGGACUUCGAAAGUUUGCCGAACAGAAUCGAAUCCAUCACUCCCGACAUGGCUUUCAACGGCUUCUCCAGAUUGCUUGUAGAUUAUCAGCUUUCCCUCUCCAGGUUGUCUGAGGAUAUAAAGCGUGGUGAUAUUCGUCUGACGUCGAACGUUCUGCUUCAUUCUCUAGAAGAAAUAUUUUAUCCUGUCGAACAUGGCUUCCAAACCUUACAUUCCAUACUGUCUUACAACACAGACCCCUUGUGGCCACUGGUCUUGGGUCGACUGUAUAGGAAGCUGAGGACGUCCAGAACAGAAUAUUUCAGAAUGGAUCCCGAUAUAUACCGCGCUUUGCUAACCGUCAGGGCUAAUGAUUCAGCGCUUGGUCCCGCUGAAAAAGGUAUCUCCAAAUCAAUCUUCAAGCCUCACUCAGUCUAUCUGGCCGCCUUCAAUGUCCGCACUUUGAAGCAAGCAGGACAACUAGCUGCUCUUGCUCUCACACUGGACUCGCUUGGCAUUGAUGUGUGCUGUGUCUCAGAAACAAGAAUCCAAGAUGAAAGCACAGUGAUUGAGUUAACCGCUCCGUUAGUCUCCACUUUCUUCCGGCUGCGCACCUCUGGUGAUCAAGAGGCUGAUGCAGCGAGAUGUGCGGCGAUUGGUAUCUUCCUAAGUCAGCGGGCGGAAGUAUCUGUUGAUAGUCGCCUCUGUGCUGUUUGUCUAGCAACGUCUGUGAAGGAGUCUCACGAGCGGGAAGUUGAUAGAUGUCUCUACGACACCGUCAAAGACAGGUUUCACGAUGCCCUGUUACGGCUAGCUAAAAGCUCAGAUGUGGUGGUUGCCGGAAAUAUGAAUGCACAAGUGGCGUCUGGAUCAUUGUCGCCUCAGUCCUCGUCCACUUCCUCCAAUGUAACUGUGAAGAAGACCAAGCAAACGUCGGACGAUGUCGUACCGGAUCUACCCACACUCUCGCAUUCUGAUGCCAAGGAGAAACUCGAUCGCCUGCAUAAUCUUCAAGCAGAACUACAGAAAGAAGAACAAUUAUUUCAAGGAAUGGUAUGGGCUACAUCUGCCGUAUCUGGAACCCAGACUGGAUACUAUCGUUCCACUGGGCGAUACCCCAAUCCAACAGAGUUGACUUAUCUGGUGGGUGCUGCUAAUAUUCCCGUAGCUGAGUCUGAUCUGGCCCCGUCAACACCACCCUGGUUACCGGUGGCUCUCGGUGGACAGCAAAAUGGGGGACAUAUAGCCGAUAUGAAAAUCAAUAUUGCUUCGGAUGCAGUUGUUCACUCCUUGCUGUGUCACUGCAGUACCCGACAGGUUCGUCAAAUUGUCUGGUCUCAUUGGGUACAGCGAUCAAGUCUGCGUGUAUUCGGUGGUAGCACCGGCCAGCAUGCAUCCAACGACUCUCGAAUGCAAACUAUUCGGCGUAUACGACGAGACGUCGCUGAGUGUUUGGGUUGUGAAGAUUGGUUAAGCUUGAUGUGGCGUUCACCGUACAUGCGAAUGCCAACGUCCAGUGAAGCCUUAGUCUCCAAUGUGCUGGAGCCGUUGCGUACAGAAUUGAAGCCGAUAGGGCAGAUCGAAUUACAGCUGUUAAGUGAAUGGUCCAGUGCGUAUCUGGACUUGCCUGGUACCAAGCUAGAAGCCUGGGACAUCGCUUACGCAAUCGAACAGUACAACUUCGCUGCUUCAGAUGCUGAACUACAGACGAUGAUCACGCCUCCAGAGGGUGGCCGUCUCACUACACACGUACAUGCGCUUCUGGAUCAGUUGGCCAAUUUAUUCCGAUUGCAACUGGUCCCCUCCACUAGGUCGGAUACUGACCUCCCUGUAUAUAACCUGGAGGAUAUGGAUGAUGGAAAGUUCUUCGGACAAAUCAUCUUUGAUUUAUUCCACCAGCAACUGAAUGUGCUGCACCAGGCCGCCUUAUGUUACAGUCGCUACGAUAUUCGAGACAUCGCGGUACAUUUACUACCAAGGUUGCUGAAAAUCCGUCUACAGCCCACGACCGAUUUCGCCCUUUUUGGGGUUCAUCAGGAAUUAAUUUCAAUAGCUGCAGGAUUUGGAGCCUGCCUUCAACAUCUGAUUCCUGAGAAUUAUCAUCAUCAUAUCAACGGGCUUUCCUCUUGCCUGGCCUCUGAUAUGCGCUACCUGGUUAGAGAUCUUUGCGGAGCUCUCAUGUUGAACAGCAUCCUCCCGUUUUCUACCAAUCAGAUCAAACGUCGUUCAAAGCCAGCAGAUCGCUCUUUUAGUCCAUCGGCCGCUGGCCUUCGUCCUCCCCCGGGUAACAUUAUCGCCCUCCCCUUGCUUCGUCAGCUCUACGAGGCUCGCUUUGACCUGGCACUUUGGACUCGUUCUGAGACAAACAAGCAUUGGAUCACACUGGACGAACAAUUCUGGGCCAUGCAUCUGCCUUACCCGAGGAAUCCGGAUGACGUUUGGCCCUGUUCAGCCGGUCAGCUCUUCGGUCCGAACUCCGAACCUGGCUUCCAGUACCAGCACGUGUGGCGUCAGAUUUUACUACAGGAUGUAUUAGGUGCCCUUCAAGAGCAUGGAUGGCCGGAUAAAGCACAGACUCCAGAGAUCAUCGGAUUGUUGAAACUUUUCCGUGAUACAGUGAUCGCCGCACCCAACUUGGCCACACCUUCCGAAUUGUUCCGCGAGUUUCGUGGUCGGGAUCCUGCCCAUUCGUUUCUUCUGAAAAUGGUUCAGUCCCGAGUCAAGCUGGACGAUUCCCACGUCUAUCUGGACCCCUUAGCUUCCCCCUUGGUUAGAGAAUAGACGAGGGUGUCCGCCUUCCAGCUGUGCCCUUGCAGUUGUUGCAGUCAGUAGCUGUGAAGUUUUGGUGGGGGGAUAACAUUGCACUUUCCCCAUUCUACCAAUACCAACGGUGCAUGUACAAACAAGGAGACACAACGUGAUUUUAUACAUGUAAACUCCCACUUGCAUGCAGUCGAAUAGAUUAGCGCCCUAUCUUCUAACAUGUAAAUACAUACUUCAACUUGC
Molecule: messenger RNA, 3138 nt
Organism: Opisthorchis viverrini
Lineage: Eukaryota; Metazoa; Platyhelminthes; Trematoda; Opisthorchiida; Opisthorchiidae
Exons: 11
Coding region: 1-2913 (970 amino acids)
Biological process (GO): proteolysis; peptide metabolic process
Molecular function (GO): metalloendopeptidase activity
Source: RefSeq, a predicted model, not a curated record